GGGGGCCGCGGGGUUUGCCGGGACGGGUCCAAUAUGGACGGCCGCUUCGGUUCCGCUUCUACCCGCGGCCCAGAGCCCCAUUCAUUGCCCGGGUGCUGAGCAGCGCCGCGAGCCGGCCCGAGGCCUUCGGGGACUGCCCUGCCGGGGGAGAGACCGCCAUGGCGACCCUGGAAAAGCUGAUGAAGGCCUUUGAGUCCCUCAAGUCCUUCCAGCAGCAGCAGCAGCAGCAGCAGCAGCAACAGCCGCCGCCACCGCCGCCGCCGCCGCCGCCGCCGCCUCCUCAGCUUCCUCAGCCGCCGCCGCAGGCACAGCCUCUGCUGCCUCAGCCGCAGCCGCCCCCGCCGCCGCUCCCACCGCCGCCCGGCCCGGCUGUGGCUGAGGAGCCGCUGCACCGACCAAAGAAAGAACUUUCAGCCACCAAGAAAGACCGUGUGAAUCAUUGUCUGACAAUAUGUGAAAACAUAGUGGCCCAGUCUGUCAGAAAUUCUCCAGAAUUUCAGAAACUUCUGGGCAUCGCUAUGGAACUUUUUCUGCUGUGCAGUGAUGACGCAGAGUCAGAUGUCAGGAUGGUGGCUGAUGAAUGCCUCAACAAAGUUAUCAAAGCUUUGAUGGAUUCUAAUCUUCCAAGGUUACAGCUCGAGCUCUACAAGGAGAUUAAAAAGAAUGGUGCCCCUCGGAGUUUGCGUGCUGCCCUGUGGAGGUUUGCUGAGCUGGCUCACUUGGUUCGGCCUCAGAAAUGCAGGCCUUAUCUGGUGAACCUUCUGCCGUGCCUGACUCGAACAAGCAAGAGACCCGAGGAAUCAGUCCAGGAGACCUUGGCUGCAGCUGUUCCCAAAAUUAUGGCUGCUUUCGGCAAUUUUGCAAAUGACAAUGAAAUUAAGGUUUUGUUAAAGGCUUUCAUAGCGAACCUGAAGUCAAGCUCCCCUACCAUUCGGCGGACAGCAGCUGGGUCAGCAGUGAGCGUCUGCCAGCACUCAAGAAGGACACAGUAUUUCUACAGCUGGCUGCUAAAUGUGCUCUUAGGCUUACUGGUUCCUGUCGAGGAUGAACACUCCACCCUGCUGAUUCUUGGCGUGCUGCUCACCCUGAGGUAUUUGGUGCCCUUGCUGCAGCAGCAGGUCAAGGACACAAGCCUGAAAGGCAGCUUUGGGGUGACACGGAAAGAAAUGGAAGUCUCUCCCUCUGCAGAGCAGCUCGUCCAGGUUUAUGAACUAACGUUACAUCAUACACAGCACCAAGACCACAAUGUUGUGACCGGAGCCCUGGAGCUGUUGCAGCAGCUCUUCAGAACACCUCCACCCGAGCUUCUGCAAGCCCUGACCACCACGGGGGGCAUCAGGCAGCUCACCGAGGCUAAGGAUGAGUCUGGUGGCCGAAGCCGUAGUGGGAGUAUAGUGGAACUUAUAGCUGGAGGGGGUUCCUCAUGCAGCCCUGUCCUUUCAAGAAAACAAAAAGGCAAAGUGCUCUUAGGAGAAGAAGAAGCCUUGGACGAUGACUCUGAAUCGAGGUCGGACGUCAGCAGCUCCGCCUUUGCAGCCUCAGUGAAGGAUGAGAUCAGUGGAGAGCUGACUGCUUCUUCAGGGGUUUCCACUCCAGGGUCGGCAGGUCAUGACAUCAUCACAGAGCAGCCACGGUCACAACACACGCUGCAGGCAGACUCGGUGGAUCUGGCUGGCUGUGACUUGACAAGCUCCGCCACUGAUGGGGAUGAAGAAGAUAUCUUGAGCCACAGCUCCAGCCAGGUCAGUGCUGUCCCGUCUGACCCUGCCAUGGACCUGAAUGACGGGACCCAGGCCUCCUCGCCCAUCAGCGACAGCUCCCAGACCACCACAGAAGGGCCUGAUUCAGCUGUCACCCCUUCAGACAGUUCUGAAAUUAUUGGACAGCCCCAGGAUGAAGAUGAGGAUGCCACAGGUGUUCUUCCUGAUGAAGCCUCAGAGGCCUUCAGGAACUCUUCCAUGGCCCUUCAACAAGCACAUUUAUUGAAAAACAUGAGUCACAGCAGGCAGCCUUCUGACAGCAGUGUUGAUAAAUUUGUGUCAAGAGAUGAAGCUACUGAAUCGGGUGAUCAAGAAAACAAGCCUUGCCGCAUCAAAGGUGACAUCGGUCAGUCCACCGAUGAUGAUUCUGCACCUCUUGUCCAUUGUGUCCGCCUUUUAUCUGCUUCGUUUUUGCUAACGGGGGGAAAAAAUGUGCUGGUUCCGGACAGGGAUGUGAGGGUCAGCGUGAAGGCCCUGGCCCUCAGCUGUGUGGGAGCGGCUGUGGCCCUUCACCCGGAGUCUUUCUUCAGCAAACUCUAUAAAGUUCCUCUUGACACCACGGAAUACCCUGAGGAACAGUAUGUCUCAGACAUCUUGAACUACAUUGAUCACGGAGACCCACAGGUCCGAGGAGCCACUGCCAUUCUCUGUGGGACCCUCAUCUGCUCCAUCCUCAGCAGAUCCCGCUUCCAUGUGGGAGAUUGGAUGGGCACCAUUAGAACCCUGACAGGAAAUACAUUUUCUUUGGCGGAUUGCAUUCCUUUGCUGCGGAAAACAUUGAAGGAUGAGUCUUCUGUUACUUGCAAGUUGGCUUGUACAGCUGUGAGGCAUUGUGUCAUGAGUCUCUGCAGCAGCAGCUACAGUGAGUUAGGACUGCAGCUGAUCAUCGACGUGCUGACGCUGAGGAACAGUUCCUACUGGCUGGUGAGGACAGAGCUUCUGGAAACCCUUGCUGAGAUCGACUUCAGGCUGGUGAGCUUUUUGGAGGCAAAAGCAGAAAACUUACACAGAGGGGCUCAUCAUUAUACAGGGCUUUUAAAACUGCAAGAACGAGUGCUCAAUAAUGUUGUCAUCCAUUUGCUUGGGGAUGAAGACCCCAGGGUGCGACAUGUUGCCGCAGCAUCAUUAAUUAGGCUCGUCCCAAAACUGUUUUAUAAAUGUGACCAAGGACAAGCUGAUCCAGUAGUGGCCGUGGCAAGAGAUCAAAGCAGUGUUUACCUGAAACUUCUCAUGCAUGAGACGCAGCCUCCAUCUCAUUUCUCCGUCAGCACAAUAACCAGAAUAUAUAGAGGCUAUAACCUACUACCAAGUAUAACAGAUGUCACUAUGGAAAAUAACCUUUCAAGAGUUAUUGCGGCGGUUUCUCAUGAACUAAUCACAUCAACCACGAGAGCACUCACAUUUGGGUGCUGCGAAGCUCUGUGUCUCCUUUCUACUGCCUUCCCGGUUUGCAUUUGGAGUUUAGGCUGGCACUGUGGAGUGCCCCCACUGAGUGCCUCAGAUGAGUGUAGGAAGAGCUGUACCAUUGGGAUGGCCACGAUGAUUCUGACCCUGCUCUCAUCAGCUUGGUUCCCAUUGGAUCUCUCAGCCCAUCAAGAUGCUUUGAUUUUGGCCGGAAACUUGCUUGCAGCCAGUGCUCCCAAAUCUCUGAGAAGUUCAUGGACCUCUGAAGAAGAAGCCAACCCAGCAGCCACCAAGCAAGAGGAGGUCUGGCCAGCCCUGGGGGACCGGGCCCUGGUGCCCAUGGUGGAGCAGCUCUUCUCUCACCUGCUGAAGGUGAUUAACAUUUGUGCUCACGUCCUGGACGACGUGGCUCCUGGACCUGCAAUAAAGGCAGCCUUGCCUUCUCUAACAAACCCCCCUUCUCUAAGUCCCAUCCGACGAAAGGGGAAGGAGAAAGAACCAGCAGAACAAGCAUCUGUACCACUGAGUCCCAAGAAAGGCAGUGAGGCCAGUGCAGCCUCUAGACAGUCUGAUACUUCGGGGCCUGUUACAACAAGUAAAUCCUCAUCACUGGGGAGUUUCUAUCACCUUCCUUCAUACCUCAAACUGCAUGAUGUCCUGAAAGCUACGCACGCUAACUACAAGGUCACUUUGGAUCUUCAGAGCAGCACGGAAAAGUUUGGGGGGUUUCUCCGCUCAGCCUUGGACGUUCUCUCUCAGAUUCUAGAGCUGGCAACACUGCAGGACAUCGGGAAGUGUGUUGAAGAGAUCCUAGGGUACCUGAAAUCCUGCUUUAGUAGAGAACCAAUGAUGGCAACUGUUUGUGUUCAACAAUUAUUGAAGACCCUGUUUGGGACAAACUUGGCCUCCCAGUUUGACGGCUUAUCUUCCAACCCCAGCAAGUCACAAGGCCGAGUACAGCGCCUUGGCUCCUCCAGUGUGAGGCCAGGCUUGUACCACUACUGCUUCAUGGCCCCGUACACCCACUUCACCCAGGCCCUCGCUGACGCCAGCCUGAGGAACAUGGUGCAGGCGGAGCAGGAGCACGACACCUCGGGAUGGUUUGAUGUCCUCCAGAAAGUGUCUACCCAGUUGAAGACAAACCUCACAAGUGUCACAAAGAACCGUGCAGAUAAGAAUGCUAUUCAUAAUCACAUUCGUUUAUUUGAGCCUCUUGUUAUAAAAGCUUUAAAACAGUACACAACAACAACGUCUGUGCAGUUACAGAAGCAGGUUUUAGAUUUGCUGGCGCAGCUGGUUCAGUUACGGGUUAAUUAUUGCCUUCUGGAUUCAGAUCAGGUGUUCAUUGGCUUUGUGUUGAAACAGUUUGAAUACAUUGAAGUGGGUCAGUUCAGGGAAUCAGAGGCAAUCAUUCCAAACAUCUUUUUCUUCUUGGUAUUACUGUCUUAUGAACGCUAUCAUUCGAAGCAGAUCAUUGGAAUUCCUAAGAUCAUUCAGCUCUGUGAUGGCAUCAUGGCCAGCGGAAGGAAGGCUGUGACACACGCCAUACCGGCCCUGCAGCCCAUAGUCCAUGACCUCUUUGUAUUAAGAGGAACAAAUAAAGCCGAUGCGGGGAAAGAGCUUGAAACCCAAAAAGAGGUGGUGGUGUCAAUGUUACUGAGACUCAUCCAGUACCAUCAGGUGUUGGAGAUGUUCAUUCUUGUCCUGCAGCAGUGCCACAAGGAGAAUGAAGACAAGUGGAAACGACUGUCUCGACAGAUAGCUGACAUCAUCCUCCCAAUGUUAGCCAAACAGCAGAUGCACAUUGACUCUCAUGAAGCCCUUGGAGUGUUAAAUACUUUAUUUGAGAUUUUGGCCCCUUCCUCUCUCCGUCCAGUGGACAUGCUUUUACGGAGUAUGUUUGUCACUCCAAACACAAUGGCAUCUGUGAGCACCGUUCAACUGUGGAUAUCGGGAAUCCUAGCCAUUUUGAGGGUUCUGAUUUCCCAGUCAACUGAAGAUAUUGUUCUUUCCCGUAUUCAGGAGCUCUCCUUCUCUCCAUAUUUAAUCUCCUGUCCAGUAAUUAAUAGGUUAAGAGAUGGGGACAGUAAUUCAACACUAGAAGAACACAGUGAAGGGAAACAAAUAAAGAAUUUGCCAGAAGAAACAUUUUCAAGGUUUCUCUUACAACUGGUUGGUAUUCUUUUAGAGGACAUUGUUACAAAGCAGCUGAAGGUGGAAAUGAGUGAACAACAACACACUUUCUAUUGCCAAGAACUAGGCACGCUGCUCAUGUGUCUGAUCCACAUCUUCAAGUCUGGAAUGUUCCGGAGAAUCACAGCAGCUGCCACUAGACUGUUCCGCAGUGAUGGCUGUGGUGGCAGUUUCUACACCCUGGAGAGCUUGAACUUACAGGCGCGUUCCAUGAUCACCACCCACCCGACCCUGGUGCUGCUCUGGUGUCAGAUCCUGCUGCUUGUCAACCACACCGACUACCGCUGGUGGGCAGAAGUGCAGCAGACCCCAAAAAGACACAGUCUGUCCAGCACGAAGUUACUUAGUCCUCAGAUGUCUGGAGAAGAGGAGGAUUCUGACUUGGCAGCCAAACUUGGAAUGUGCAAUAGAGAAAUAGUACGAAGAGGGGCUCUCAUUCUCUUCUGUGAUUAUGUCUGUCAGAACCUCCAUGACUCUGAGCACUUAACGUGGCUCAUCGUAAAUCACAUUCAAGAUCUGAUCAGCCUUUCCCACGAGCCCCCAGUCCAGGACUUCAUCAGUGCCGUUCAUCGGAACUCUGCUGCCAGCGGCCUGUUCAUCCAGGCAAUUCAGUCUCGUUGUGAAAACCUUUCAGCUCCAACCACUCUAAAGAAAACGCUUCAGUGCCUGGAAGGGAUCCAUCUCAGCCAGUCGGGAGCUGUGCUCACGCUGUAUGUGGAUAGGCUUCUGUGCACCCCUUUCCGUGUGCUGGCUCGCAUGGUCGACAUCCUUGCUUGUCGCCGGGUAGAAAUGCUUCUGGCUGCAAAUUUACAGAGCAGCAUGGCCCAGUUGCCAAUGGAAGAACUCAACAGAAUCCAGGAAUACCUUCAGAGCAGCGGGCUUGCUCAGAGACACCAAAGGCUCUAUUCCCUGCUGGACAGGUUUCGUCUCUCCACAACGCAAGACUCACUCAGUCCCUCUCCUCCAGUCUCUUCCCACCCGCUGGACGGGGAUGGGCACGUGUCACUGGAAACAGUGAGUCCAGACAAAGACUGGUACAUCCAUCUUGUCAAAUCCCAGUGUUGGACCAGGUCAGACUCUGCACUGCUGGAAGGUGCAGAGUUGGUGAAUCGGAUUCCUGCUGAAGAUAUGAGUGCCUUCAUGAUGAACUCGGAGUUCAACAUAAGCCUAUUAGCUCCAUGCUUAAGCCUAGGGAUGAGUGAAAUUUCCAGUGGCCAGAAGAGUCCCCUUUUUGAAGCAGCCCGUGAGGUGACUCUGGCCCGCGUGAGCAGCACCGCACAGCAGCUCCCUGCUGUCCAUCACGUCUUCCAGCCCCACCUGCCUGCAGAGCCGGCCGCCUACUGGAGCAAGCUGAACGAUCUGUUUGGGGAUGCUGCGCCAUAUCAGUCCCUGACUACUCUGGCCCGGGCCCUGGCACAGUACCUGGUGGUGGUCUCCAAACUGCCCACUCACUUGUACCUUCCUCCUGAGAAAGAGAAGGACACCGUGAAAUUUGUGGUGGCAACCCUCGAGGCCCUGUCCUGGCAUUUGAUCCAUGAGCAGAUCCCGCUGAGUCUGGAUCUCCAGGCAGGGCUGGACUGCUGCUGCCUGGCCCUGCAGCUGCCCGGCCUCUGGAGUGUGAUUUCCUCCACGGAGUUUGUGACCCAUGCCUGCUCCCUUAUCCACUGCGUGCACUUCAUCCUGGAGGCCGUUGCAGUGCAGCCUGGAGAGCAGCUUCUUAGUCCAGAAAGAAGGAUGAAUACCCCAAAAGCCAUCAGAGAGGAGGAGGAAGUAGAUGCAAACACACAGAAUCCUACGUACGUCACUGCAGCCUGUGAGAUGGUGGCAGAAAUGGUGGAGUCUCUGCAGUCGGUGUUGGCCUUGGGCCAUAAAAGGAACAGCAGCGUGCCGGCGUUUCUCACGUCAGUGCUCAGGAACAUCAUCGUCAGCCUGGCCCGCCUGCCCCUUGUCAACAGCUACACGCGUGUGCCCCCACUGGUGUGGAAGCUUGGAUGGUCGCCCAAACCAGGAGGGGAGUUUGGCACAGCAUUCCCUGAGAUCCCUGUGGAGUUUCUCCAGGAAAAGGAAGUCUUUAAGGAGUUCAUCUACCGCAUCAACACGCUAGGCUGGACCAGUCGUACUCAGUUUGAAGAAACUUGGGCCACUCUUCUUGGUGUCCUGGUGACCCAGCCCCUCGUGAUGGAGCAGGAGGAGAGCCCACCAGAAGAAGACACAGAGAGGACCCAGAUUAACGUCCUGGCUGUGCAGGCCAUUACCUCACUGGUGCUCAGUGCAAUGACCGUGCCUGUGGCUGGCAACCCAGCUGUGAGCUGCUUGGAGCAGCAGCCCCGGAACAAGCCUCUGAAAGCUCUCGACACCAGGUUUGGGAGGAAGCUGAGCAUUAUCAGAGGGAUUGUAGAGCAAGAGAUUCAAGCAAUGGUUUCAAAGAGAGAAAACAUUGCCACCCAUCAUUUAUACCAGGCCUGGGAUCCUGUCCCUUCUCUGUCUCCAGCUACUACAGGUGCCCUCAUCAGCCACGAGAAGCUGCUGCUGCAGAUGAACCCUGAGCGGGAGCUGGGGAGCGUGAGCUACAAACUGGGCCAGGUUUCCAUACACUCUGUGUGGCUGGGGAACAGCAUCACACCCCUGAGGGAGGAGGAAUGGGGCGAGGAGGAGGAGGAGGAGGCCGACACCCCCGCACCUUCAUCACCGCCCACGUCUCCAGUCAACUCCAGGAAGCACCGGGCCGGAGUUGACAUCCACUCCUGUUCACAGUUUUUGCUCGAGUUGUACAGUCGCUGGAUCCUGCCGUCCAGCUCAGCCAGGAGGACCCCAGCCAUCCUGAUCAGCGAGGUGGUUCGAUCCCUUCUGGUGGUCUCAGACUUGUUCACUGAGCGCAGCCAGUUUGAGCUGAUGUAUGUGACGCUGACAGAGCUGCGGAGGGUGCACCCUUCAGAAGAUGAGAUCCUCGCUCAGUACCUGGUGCCCGCCACCUGCAAGGCAGCUGCCGUCCUUGGGAUGGACAAGGCCGUGGCGGAGCCCGUCAGCCGCCUACUGGAGAGCACACUCAGAAGCAGCCACCUGCCCAGCAGGGUCGGAGCCCUGCACGGCAUCCUCUAUGUGCUGGAAUGCGACCUGCUAGACGACACUGCUAAGCAGCUCAUCCCGGUCAUCAGCGACUAUCUCCUCUCCAGCCUCAAAGGACUCGCCCACUGCGUGAACACGCACAGCCAGCAGCACGUACUGGUCAUGUGUGCCACUGCGUUUUACCUGAUUGAGAACUAUCCUCUGGACGUGGGGCCAGAAUUUUCAGCGUCAAUAAUACAGAUGUGUGGGGUGAUGCUGUCUGGAAGUGAGGAGUCCACCCCCUCCAUCAUUUACCACUGCGCCCUCCGAGGCCUGGAGCGCCUCCUGCUCUCCGAGCAGCUCUCCCGCCUGGAUGCAGAAUCCCUGGUCAAGCUGAGUGUGGACAGAGUGAACGUGCAUAGCCCGCACCGGGCUAUGGCGGCCCUGGGCCUGAUGCUCACCUGCAUGUACACAGGGAAGGAGAAGAUCAGUCCUGGCAGAACCUCAGACCCUAAUCCUGCAGCCCCAGACAGCGAGUCGGUGAUUGUUGCUAUGGAAAGGGUAUCUGUUCUUUUUGAUAGGAUCAGGAAAGGCUUUCCCUGUGAAGCCAGAGUGGUGGCGAGGAUCCUGCCCCAGUUUCUAGACGACUUCUUCCCACCCCAGGACAUCAUGAACAAAGUCAUUGGAGAGUUUCUGUCUAACCAGCAGCCGUACCCCCAGUUCAUGGCCACCGUGGUGUACAAGGUGUUUCAGACUCUCCACAGCACUGGGCAGUCGUCCAUGGUCCGGGACUGGGUCAUGCUGUCCCUCUCCAACUUCACGCAGAGGACCCCGGUCGCCAUGGCCACAUGGAGCCUCUCCUGCUUCUUUGUCAGCGCGUCCACCAGCCCGUGGGUUGCGGCGAUCCUCCCACACGUCAUCAGCAGGAUGGGCAAGCUGGAGCAGGUGGACGUGAACCUCUUCUGCCUGGUCGCCACAGAUUUUUACAGACACCAGAUAGAGGAGGAGCUCGACCGCAGGGCCUUCCAGUCUGUGUUCGAGAUGGUUGCAGCUCCAGGAAGCCCCUACCACCGGCUGCUGACUUGUUUGCGAAAUGUCCAUAAGGUCUCCACCUGCUGAGCGCCAUGGUGGGAGAGACUGAGGCGGCAGCUGGGGCCGGAGCUUCUGGAAGUCUGCACGCGGCACCCUGCCUCCACCGGGCUGGCUCGGUCCCUGUGGGCUUCCGCACCUGCCGCAGGCAGCCAGGCAACGCGCGUGUCUCUGCCACGUGGCAGAAGUGCUCUUCGUGGCAUAGUGGCCAGGCAGGGAGUGUCUGCAGUCCUGGGGGCGCUGAGCCUGAGGCCUUCCAGAGUGCAGGAGCGGCUGUGCCACACGCCACGUGGGUGACCAGACGGUGUCCCUUCUCCUCACACUCACCUGUUGGUGCCAGGUUGCAGCUGCUCUUGCAUCUGGGCCAAAGUACCCGCCUCCUGCAGGCUGGCUGUUGGCCCCCUGCUGUCCUGCGGUAGAAGGAGCCACAAGCAGGCUCUGGGAACGCGGGCCUGCUCUCCCCGCCGGGGUGUGCAUGUCAUGCCCGGUGUCUGGAUGCACAGAUGCCAUGCGUGUGCUGGGCCAGUGGCUGGGGGCGCUAGACACCCAGCGCCAUUCUCCCUUCUUUCUUCUCAGGAUUUAAAAUUCAAUUAUAUCAGUAAAGAGAUUAAUUUUAACGUAACUCUUUCUAUGCCCGUGUAAAGUAUGUGAAUUACAAGCCCGUGCUGCAUGCGACAAGGUCUCUGGAGGUGGGCAGGGCCCCUUGGCCACGCUCCCUCUCCUGUAGCCACUGGCAUAGCCCUCCUGAGCACCUGCUGACAUUUCCGUUGUACACAUGUCCGUUUAUGCAUUCACAAGGUGACUGGGAUGUAGAGAGGCUUUCUUGUGCAGGUGGCCACAGCAGGACUGAGGACGGGCGCCACUGUCCUAGGAGCAUGUGUGCCUGGAGCCCCUCCUCCUUGGGCACAGAUGACUGAAUUCUCCACCUACCAGUGAAGGACAGCAGCCUCCCUGUCCCUCGGCUGGCAAGGCCAGCCCUCCCUGGCUGUGAGCAGCCUCCGCUGUGUCUGGAGACAUGGGCCUCCCACUCUUGUUCCUUGCUAGCCCUGGGGUGGGAUCUGCCACUCCAUGGACGCAUGCUCCAAGAGUGUCACUCAGCUAUGUUUUGUCUGAGCCCCUCUUGGUCAAGAGCAAAGCUUGGUGUCUUGGCACUGUUAGUGACAGAGCCCGGCAGCCCUUCUGCCCCUGUUUCAGCUGACAUCUUGUGCUGGGCCCCUUUUAGUCAGGAGAGGGCAGAUCUGUGCUUACUGGAGACCCCUCCACGACACAGUCAGAGCCACCACUCCUGUCCCCAGGCCAGGUCCCUGGACCGGCCUCCUGUCUACAGGCCCAGAGGAGCCCAGCCAUUAAAGCGCAAGUGCACCCUGGACAUCGGGCUGCCGGCGACGUAGGAGCUGGAUGUGGCAGCUCUGCUUGCCGUUUGCCUGUGAGACGGGGCAGGGGCUCCGCUUCCUCAGCCCCAGAGGCGAGCCAGGCAGGGUAGACGACUGUCUCGUGGCAGUUUUGGGUAUUGAAUAUGGUAAGUGGAGGAAAUGUUGGAAUUGUUUUCCAGAGUCUCUGCAGGUGCUGCCUUGAGACCCCCAAGCCUCCACCUGUCCCUGUCCUCUGUGGCAGCUGGACAGCAGCUGAGAUGCGGGCUUGUGUGCUGCCCACAUACAUGAAGGGGGCCAACAGUGAGCCCCUCCUCUGCGAGGCCUGGAUGAGACUUUUCCCACCAGCUCCCAGCAGAGGCCUCCGCCGGCUAGGACCACCUCGUCCUCAUGGCAGGGUGGCAGGAGCGGUAGAAAGGGCUCCGAGGAGGCCUUGAAGGGAAGCCACUGAAUUAUAACAAGAAAGUCGCCGUUCUUCCUUCUUGGCUGGGGGCUCCUGUUUCAUCCUAGCUUUUUCUGGAAAGGCUGCUAGAAGGUUUGGGAAUGAGGGGAAAGUUCUUAGAACUGUUGCUGCUCCCCACAUGCCUCCACUGUGGGUGAUGUCAGCAGCUCUGAGAUAGAAGCGUCACCAGCCAGAUGUUGUUCCUGGCUAGAUGUUUACAUUUGUAAGAAAUAACACUGUGAAUGUAAAAUUUGGAGCCAUUCCCCUGAGAAUGCAUACUGCUGGGCUCAAUGUGGAGCUGGAUUGUCCGCCUCUUGUUUACGUUGUGAUCUAGAACACUCCUUAGCAAGGGGUUCAGAACACCCCGCUCUGGCAGUAGGUGUCCCCCACCCCCCAAGACCUGCCUGUGUGCUCUGGAGAUGAAUAUGAGCUCACUAGUAAAUUGACUAUACCCAUGUAUAAGUGAAGUGCACGUGCAUAUAGACAUAUCUGUAAUUUUAUACACACACGUCUCAAGACAGAUGCAUGGCCUCUAAGAGUGCCCGUGUCGGUUCUUCCUGGAAACAGACUUUCCUGAGACCUGCCAGGUAAAGUUAGCUGCGUGACGGACAUCCAGGCGUGGGACUCAGUCAGAGUAGGGCUCAUUCAUUGGUCACUAGGAUCCCGCUGGAGGAAAUGGUCUCCGUAUCAACUCUAUGCAGAAGCGAGGGAGACUAUCACAUUCCUAAGAGUCUAUGGCAAGCACCAAUCAUAUUAUUCACAUUUCUUUGAAAAUGUUAUUUAUUUGGUUGUCAAGUUUUGGUGGUGGACUGUGGGGAGAUUGCUUUUGUUUUCCUGCUGGUAAUAUCAGGAGAGAUUUUAAUGAAACCAGGGUAGAAUUGUUUGGCAAUGCACUGAAGCGUGUUUCUUUCCCAAAAUGUGCCUCCCUUCCUCUGCGGGCCUGGCUGAGUCUAUGUAGGUGACGUUUCCAGCUGCCAAGUGCCCUUUGUUAUCGUUUACCCUCAUUUCUGCCAGCACGUGUGUCUUUUCAGGAGGAAAGUGUGAAGCUCAAACCCCUCCAGACACCCAGAAUGUAGCAUCUGUGAAGGCCCCGUGCCCUAAAGGACACCCCUCACCCCGCCCUUCAUGGAGGGGUCGUUUCAGAGCCCUCGGAGCCAGUGAACAGCUCCUCCUCUUGGAGCUGAGAUGAGCCCCGUGUGAAGCUCUGGAUGGAUUGUAAACAGCAAUAACUCGGUUUGUGGCCGCCUGGCAGGUAGACCUCCCCGCAUUGCGGGGCAGAGUGAGGUUAGUUCUGUGUGUCUCGGGGGUGGAGUCAGCCUCCUCUUGCUACCUGUGAGUGUCCUUCCCAGCAGACAUCCUCACCGGCCUUCAUCCCUCCCUCCCUUCCCCACUCUGCGGGGAGCACCCGGGACCACAGUUGCUGGCCAGGGUAGACUGGAGCUGUCCUCCAGGGGGCCGUGUGUGGGAGUGAGAGGAAGGAAGACCUCGAAGCUGCCAAGGCACCUAGGAGAGCUCCCGAUGGCUCAGACGAGAAGAGGACGCUCGCUCGCCUGUCCUGGUCCUGGGAGGAGGGAGCCCCCAGAGCGCCAUAUGACAGCGGAAGGCAACCUGGAAGGCCCGGGGGCCACCCUUCUCCCGGGUGCCGCCACGCUCUGGUGCAGUCGAAGGAAGACCUUUCUCUGAGUUAUUUCCGGGAGCACAGUCUCCCGCGGCAGUCUGGGUGGUGACUGCCAGCCUUGGAGGAUCAUGGCCAGCAGGGACCUGCCUAUGGAGGGUGGGCACUGGCCCAAGGGGCCUCCUGUCCAAGUCUCCCUGCUUCGCACUGUGGCCAGAGGGAGUGUCAGCUGAGCGCGAGCUCCCCUGGAGCCAGCAGGGCUGUGAUGGGCCAGUCCCGGAGCUCCACCCGGACCUGACUGUGUCUGAGAGCAAGGGGAAGGACUGACGAGAGAUGUAUAUUGAAUUUUUUUAACUGCUGCAAACAUUGUACAUCCAAAUUAAAGGGAAAAAAUUAAACCA
Sapajus apella (tufted capuchin) is the source of this 13319-nucleotide messenger RNA. It is a transcript of the gene HTT, whose product is annotated as huntingtin. Gene Ontology annotation, cellular component: nucleus; cytoplasm. The transcript is spliced from 67 exons. The coding region runs from base 159 to 9521 and encodes 3120 amino acids. Gene Ontology annotation, biological process: microtubule-based transport. NCBI's taxonomy places the organism in Eukaryota, Metazoa, Chordata, Mammalia, Primates, Cebidae. The record is from RefSeq and is a predicted model, not a curated record.